UUCUGAUGCUUUCCCAUCUCUACUUCUUUUAAAAGGAAAUUUAACUUUUGUCCGCAAAAGUUAAAUUAUUAAGCAAUGGCCGAUGCGUGGGAUAUAAAAACGCUUAAGACGAAGCGAAACACACUCCGCGAGAAGCUGGAGAAGCGGAAAAAGGAGCGGAUCGAGAUACUGUCCGACAUACAGGAGGAUCAAACGAAUCCGAAAAAAGAGCUCGUUGAGGCUGACCUGGAGGUGCAGAAGGAAGUGCUGCAGGCAUUGAGUGCCUGCUCCUUGGCCCUGCCCAUCGUUUCGACGCAGGUUAUGGAGAAGAUUGCUGCUGCCGGCAGCAGCCUCGAAAUGGUCAACUUUAUUCUGGGAAAACUUGCCAACCAGGGCGCCAUAUCCAUUCGAAAUGUGACCAUUGGCACGGAGGCGGGCUGUGAAAUCAUUUCGGUGCAGCCCAAGGAGCUAAAGGAGAUUCUGGAGGACAUUAACGACACCUGUCUGCAGAAGGAGGAGGAGGCCAAGCGAAAGUUGGCAGAGCUUGUGGAGGCCGAAGAGGAUAUCCAACCUCUGGAAAAAACGAUGAAGAUUGAUUGUUCCUCCCGCAAGGAUGCCUCCAAUGACAUAAUGAUGCUGCUGUCGAUGCCCUCCACUCGCGAGAAGCAGAGCAAACAGGUGGGCGAGGAGAUCCUAGAGCUGUUGACAAAACCCACCGCCAAAGAGCGAUCCGUGGCAGAGAAAUUCAAGUCGCAUGGCGGGGCACAGGUCAUGGAGUUCUGCUCCCACGGCACCAAAGUGGAGUGCCUCAAGGCCCAGCAGGCCACUGCAGAGAUGGCGGCCAAAAAAAAGCAGGAGCGUCUAGACGAGCAGGCACUGAGAGGAGAGGAUGCGGGCGACAGCAGCAGCACAAAGCCACCAAAGGCCGGAACCCCCCUUGAAAGCACAUCGGAAGAUGGCGAAGUCAUACCCGAAACGCUGACAAAUUGCGAGGGCGAGUCCCAGGAGUCCACCGAUGGGAGCGAUGCCUCUGGCGAGACACGCGACAAGUGCACCAAGCUCCAUUUCAAGAAGAUCAUACAGGCGCACACGGACGAGUCCCUGGGGGAUUGCAGCUUCUUGAACACCUGCUUCCACAUGGCCACCUGCAAGUAUGUGCACUACGAGGUGGACACCCUGCCGCACAUCAACACGAACAAGCCCACCGACGUGAAAACGAAGCUGAGCCUGAAGCGCAGCAUUGACCCGAGCUGCACCUUGUACCCGCCGCAGUGGAUUCAAUGCGAUCUGCGAUUCCUCGACAUGACCGUACUUGGAAAGUUUGCGGUAGUAAUGGCCGAUCCACCCUGGGACAUACACAUGGAGCUGCCGUAUGGCACCAUGUCCGACGAUGAGAUGCGUGCCUUGGGUGUGCCCGCGCUACAGGACGAUGGCCUGAUCUUUCUCUGGGUAACUGGGCGUGCCAUGGAGUUGGGACGUGACUGCCUGAAGCUGUGGGGCUACGAGCGGGUGGAUGAACUCAUUUGGGUGAAGACGAACCAGCUGCAGCGCAUCAUCCGCACUGGACGCACCGGCCACUGGCUGAAUCACGGCAAGGAGCACUGCCUGGUGGGCAUGAAGGGCAAUCCCACCAAUCUGAAUCGCGGCCUCGACUGCGAUGUGAUCGUUGCCGAAGUGCGCGCCACCUCCCACAAGCCGGACGAGAUCUAUGGCAUCAUCGAGCGCCUCAGUCCGGGCACACGCAAAAUCGAACUCUUCGGCCGCCCGCACAACAUUCAACCGAAUUGGAUAACGCUGGGCAAUCAACUGGAUGGCAUACGCCUGGUCGAUCCCGAGCUGAUCACGCAAUUCCAGAAGCGCUAUCCCGAUGGCAAUUGCAUGUCCCCUGCGGCGGCAGCCAAUGCAUCGGCCAGCAUCAAUGGCAUUCAAAACUAAACUGUAACUAACAUUAAGAUAAA
Messenger RNA from Drosophila obscura, 1937 nucleotides. It is a transcript of the gene Mettl3, whose product is annotated as N6-adenosine-methyltransferase MT-A70-like protein. Bases 76 to 1914 code for a protein of 612 amino acids. The record is from RefSeq and is a predicted model, not a curated record. Lineage: Eukaryota; Metazoa; Arthropoda; Insecta; Diptera; Drosophilidae. Gene Ontology annotation, cellular component: RNA N6-methyladenosine methyltransferase complex; nucleus. The transcript has 3 exons. Gene Ontology annotation, molecular function: mRNA (2'-O-methyladenosine-N6-)-methyltransferase activity; mRNA m(6)A methyltransferase activity.